AUAGGAUAUGUACGAGCAUGUCAAUUUUAUUUACUUGAAUCAAAGGUGUCACGAAUCUCAGGUGUGUAGAUAGAGAAGCGGAAGCUCUUAGGCAGACUCAGUAUAACGAGCGUGUUCGUCUGGACGAGGUUCGAGUUGCUCAAGAGCGGGAAGAGCAUGAACGGCUUGUGCGCGAGGCAGCGUGUAGAGAGAGAAGCGGAAGCUCUCAGGCAGACUCGUUUAGCUGAGUAUAACGAGCGUGUUCGCCUGGCACAGGAGCAAGAAACCCGGGAGAGGGAACGUGUGGCGGUAUUGCAGCGAGAGAAGCAAGAGGAGGUACAGCGGGCAACUGUGCGCCGAAUAUUUGCACAACAACAGCAGCAGCAGCAGGAGUGGCAACGUGCAGAAGCGCGUCGAAGAGAAAAGGCAAAGGAGAGCCAGUGUGUAGUCAUGUAG
This is a messenger RNA of Marasmius oreades (fairy-ring Marasmius), 435 nucleotides long. RefSeq lists its product as uncharacterized. The transcript has a single exon. The record is from RefSeq and is a predicted model, not a curated record. The coding region runs from base 157 to 435 and encodes 92 amino acids. Lineage: Eukaryota; Fungi; Basidiomycota; Agaricomycetes; Agaricales; Marasmiaceae.